AUGGAAGGCGUGUCCCCAGAACUUGUGGGCAGGACUCUACGAAGACCUGUCCUAUCACCAGACGGCAAGUUCCUGGCCGCGGUCGCACCAGACCAAAGAAUCCACCUGAUCAACCUAGCCGAGGCAGCGUACGGACACCAAUACAUCACAGCGCUCAAAGUACCCAGAUCGACACGCUCAUUCCUAGAAAAAUGUAACAUUCUGCGAUGGUCACCGGAGACAGUGGUGCCCUCGGCCCAGGCUGACGAGGCGUGGUCCAAUACCACUUCGGAGUGCGAGUACGGACUGACCUGGCUCCUGCUAUCAGACGGCAAGCGUCUGAUAGCCGUAAGUACCAACCUUCAAACUCCACGGAUGAUGCUGGGACUUGACGACGAAGCCGCCGCAAAGUCCAACAUCCUUGCUGACUUCGAAUUGGGAGGGCAGUUCGGAAGGCUCAGCCUUGUGGACUUCGUCUUCAACCACCGCCAUGCGCUGGUGAUGUUCGAGUUCGGGACCAAUGCAGCUGUGCUCAGCCUAACCAAACCAGAACGGGAGGAAAUCCCGCAUGUCAAAUUCCCCGACUCCCGCAGUCUUACAGAGGCACCAGACGCAAGAUAUUUUGCUUUACUCCGAAGAGUCAAGGGUCAGGACAGGGUGACAGUUUUUGAGCUGGUCGAAAGCAACCAAAUAACUUACAAAUCAUUUGACUGCCACACUUCGGACGCACAAAGCUUGCACUGGUGUCCAGCAGGAGGUCCUGUUCUGGCGGUCUGUGACUCCCCCGCAUAUGGAGUCAACGUCUGUUUCUUCACGGCCCAAGGGCAUGCCCUGAGGCAGAUUGAUAUCACCUCCUCCACCUUCAGCUGGCACAUCCACGCCGCAACGGAUCCGGAAUGCGUGGGGCUCACGCUCUGGAGGUGGCUGAAAGAUGGCAAUAUGACAGACAGAACAAUCCAAGUUGCGACAAAUGGACAAAACCAAGUGCUAAUUCGAUACCAAUCCACAACCGACAUGGUAGUUCAGAAAAUCACGAGCUUCACACACCCAGAAGUCAUCGACGGUUCCAGGACAAUGGUCUGGCAAGAAACAACCAUUCCGAACGAGACAUCGAGGUCGACAUUCACCCAGCAGACCAGCGCGUUCGAGGCUAAACAAGAACAAGGCCAAAGUUCAUCCGGAGAUGGACAGGCACAAUCACACAUACAGAAUCAAGUCGACAUCAUCGGCUUGAAUGCAAAUCACGCCCUGAUGGCAACCCGUGUCCGCUCCUCACCUCAAACACUCUGGGUGUGGGAGCUCCGUGCACUUGCCCACAGCCCUUGGCAUGCACACACCGUCCUGACAUUUUCACAUCCGAUAAAACAAGUUCUCUGGCACCCAAUGCUUUCAAACGUGAUGGUAAUUCUCACAAUAAGCCAAUCUCCCAUCCUGUACGCAUGGUACCAAGAGAUGCUGCCGCCAAUCAGCGGGUCCGUACCAAUUGAUACGAGCAUAUCGACGGACUACUCUGCCACCUGGCUGCCAGCGUGCAGACGAGACGAUAACUCCCGAUGUCCUUUCAUGCUCACAUCCCGCACGGCGUUUGAAGUCGGAUAUCUCGAAAGCUUCAACGGGCGGAUCGUAUUUGAGAGCAUAGUUAACCGCAAGAACGCGUUUGCCGGACUCAACGGCGACGACGCGACCGAGAUGGAGAUUGAGACUCCCAGCCGACCCAGCAAACACAGAAGUAACAACCAGUGUGACAGAUUCAAAAAGGCCAGGCUCGACGCCGAACCAAGUCCGCGAACACAUCCUGAUGAUCCCCUCUAUGCGCAGUCGACGGGGGCUGGAUAUUGUUGGUAG
Molecule: messenger RNA, 1824 nt
Organism: Rhinocladiella mackenziei CBS 650.93
Lineage: Eukaryota; Fungi; Ascomycota; Eurotiomycetes; Chaetothyriales; Herpotrichiellaceae
Exons: 2
Coding region: 1-1824 (607 amino acids)
Biological process (GO): protein localization to mitotic spindle pole body; mitotic sister chromatid segregation; microtubule anchoring at mitotic spindle pole body
Cellular component (GO): mitotic spindle; MWP complex; microtubule organizing center
Source: RefSeq, a predicted model, not a curated record